Molecule: messenger RNA, 5986 nt
Organism: Botrytis deweyae
Lineage: Eukaryota; Fungi; Ascomycota; Leotiomycetes; Helotiales; Sclerotiniaceae
Exons: 2
Coding region: 77-5386 (1769 amino acids)
Biological process (GO): Ras protein signal transduction; positive regulation of GTPase activity
Cellular component (GO): plasma membrane
Molecular function (GO): guanyl-nucleotide exchange factor activity
Source: RefSeq, a predicted model, not a curated record
UAAUUCACUCGCAAUGUUCACUUGAUUCAUCCUCCAUGUGUCGAAAAUCAGGAAAAAGACGAAGAAGCUGAGAGCCAUGAAGGAGGCGAAAAUCCGGGCAAACAAUAAAUUAAUAAUGGAGGUCGAGGCGCAGACCCAAGCCUCCCGUCCACCUGUAGCUCGUUCACCUGAAAGUUUGCGUCAACGUCAACGAGAUCGAUUGUCCCCUAGAGGUCGUUUUGCAACACCUAAUAAUAUAUCUACAACCAUUACAGAGGUCGAACGACAAAAAAACAUUGGCGUUCCUUCAUUGUCAGCCCCCAAACCGAGAACCACUGGAAAGAGAAGCCCCAACCAACAGGAGAAGCUGAUGCAGGAAAGUUCGCGCAACGAUAAUAAUGUUUACCGUCGGGUCAAGAGAGAGAUAGAAGAUGAGAAAGGUAGCAUCACUCCAGACGGGGGUUCUGCUGGUCGGGAAGGUAGGCAAUUUACGGUUGCUAAGGUGGGAAAUGGAGGAAAGAUAUACUUACGCCCGUCAAUACGUCCAGCAAACCAACGAUAUCCUCAGCCAUCCUUUGUCUUUCCAACAACACCACCAGAUACUGCUGGACCUGAUGCUGUCGCGUUUCGCAGAGAGGAGGAUGAUUUGAGCCACCGUGAAAGUCUUUGGUCACCAUCGAAGUCAGCAGCAUCGAGUCUGAACCAGCGAAUUCAAGGCACAGGACCAAUCAAACCUGGACGCGGAAGAGCACAUUCGUACUCGACGGUAGAUGACCAACACGCACCAGUUACCGACAAGGACGCGGGCGCUUUCAAGGUUAUCAUAGAGAGACCUGGGACUGCUACUGCCACUCAAAAGCUCGACUUCUUUCAAGGUAUUCCUGCUCUUGACGUUAAUAUUCCUUCAUACAAACUGGGAAAACCACGAUUCAGCAUGCGCGGCACGCCUUUUCUUCGAGGAUCUUCCUAUACAAACAAUAACGAUGACAUGCGCUCCAGUGUUUUAUCGAGCAGAGAAACAUCACAGAUGGAUCCAGCCUCGCAGCGUCAUUCGCGAAUUUUUCCACGGCGCCAUUCUGAUUCAUCUCCACAGUCUCGUGCUGUCACUGGCCCACCAAGCCCUGAGGACCAAUCACGCCCAAUUCCAUCGCCAAGAGUUGUUAAGCCAUCGAGGGCUAUCGAGCCCGAAAUGUUCGAUGCGCUCACCUUCAAGCCGGCUUGUGAUCAUCCAUCCAUUGUGCGUUAUGGUGAAAAUGGAGGCAUUAGAGCGGCGACGCCAGCUCGUCUUGUUGCAGAAAUCACGUCUCCGACCUUCGUCGAUUAUGAUCUUCUAUCCGACUUCUUUCUAACUUUUAGAUCGUUUUUGGAGACAACAGACCUUUUACUCAUGCUAAUCGCAAGACUGCAGUGGGCAGUUUCAAGGGAUGAUGAAAUUGGUACGGUGGUCAGAGUUCGAACAUUUGUCGCGAUUCGCCAUUGGGUGCUCAAUUACUUCCUGGACGACUAUGUCAUCGACUACGAAUUGAGAGUGUUAUUUUGUGAACGUCUUAACGCAUUCGCAAAAGCACUUUUGGAGGGCACGAUGCACUCCAAGGUGCCUCUGAAGAUAGUGGAGGAAUUGAAGAAGUGUUGGCGGAGAGUAUGUGCAUUAUACUGGGAUGGGCCUGACUUCGACCCAGAUCUUGGAGUUGAGGUUCCGAUAGCUGCGGGAGGAGUAGCUGGUUCUCGAGAUCCUACUCUUGACCCGGCCUUUUGGGAAGCCCACCCAGAAGGUCCUCCACGCCUUGAUGGAAUUAUUGAGCCCGACUUCAUGGAACACGAUACCUCCAUGGUUGAAGGGCGAAACUUUUUUGCGGAUGUUUCUCGCGCAGGCCAUAUUGACUCUUUCGCCUAUAAUCCCACUCCUCCAAAUGUCAGGGAAGACGAUGAUCUUGAACCACCUCUGUCUCCUACGAGCAUAGUCAGCGAAGAUUUUGUAUCAUGCUCAUUUCCUAGUCGAACAAGAGGUGGCGGAACAAUAAACCCCCUCGGGGCACAUCCAGUCCCUGCCAGCUCUCUAUACGAUCCUGCCCCCCCUGUAGCAACCACACCCAAAGCUCUUACUGGUAAACGGGUCCGCCCUUCGCAUUCACACAACCGCAGCGCAAGCUUUUCUGACUCAUUGCGAGAUCGCCGAGCACAGCCGGAACCCGAGCCACCUGUACAGAAGGUUAUCUAUAAGAGUACGGAGCUACUUCUUGCUUUACCUUAUGCUGGAAGUUUGGUGAGAGGUAAUCUCUUUCCACCUGGGCAAGCUUUUGUCGACAUUGUUGCGCCAAGCACUCCAGCAGAAUUUGGUCGAGAAACCACUUUGUUUCCCAGAGCACCUCCCAAUCACAAAGGCCCUUCGGCGAUGUCAGGGCCAGGGAUGAAGAGACUCUUAGGUAGCGUACGUCGUGCAUUAAGCACCAGAGGAGGACAUAGCCCAAUAAGCUCUCCAACCCAAGGUAGCUUUCCCAAUAUGCCUCCUCUCGGAGUUCGAGGGGCAACCGUAAAUCGACUUCCUGGUACCGCUGUGGUCCCACAAGCCCAAAAGCACGAUUCAAUUCGUACACCAAUGAGAAUUGACCUCCUUGGUGCUGAAGUUGCUGAAGACUUCAAAAAGGCAGUUCGAGAGGAAGAGGAGGCCGAUCAAGCUCGUAGAUCACGUGUAGUUGAGCAGCCAUCGCCACCAAUAAGCCGUCAUCACGAAUCUGGCAUUCACUACUCGACUAUGUGUCCAGAUGUUACCUUGGAAAAUUCAAGUCCCGUAACCUACAGGUCACCCAAGAGCGAAGUUACAAAUGGAAGCAAGAGCAUCUUAAUUGUUGAUGAUACGAUGUCAUUGCCUUUGCCUAUGAUGACUGGCGCAUUGGCCGUGAGUCCAUCGGUCGGCUCGUUCGCUGAUACAUUUUUGCAUCCAUCACAUGGACCUACGCCACCAACGACUCCGCCAGGCGUUCUCUUCGCUGGAACUCCAAGAAGGUCAUCCCAUCUACUAGGACAUACCGUGAAUCGUAGUUUAUCAUUAGAAGGCCUUCCUUCGCUGAUCGGUGACUCACGGCCUUCAAGAGACUAUGAGCACCCUCUCGGACCCAGACCGAUACCUACACAUUCAAUGAGACUUCACAGUCAAACUUACCGAGUCAGAAAAUCCGCAUCGUUGCGUCGUUAUGCGUCCUUCCAGAGUGGUUUUACUCAACACCACAGAAGCGAGCGGAGCUUUGAUGCUACCACGUUCACAGAGGAAGCAUCGAUUGCAGAGAGCUUUUCUCGAAAUGCACCUAUUCCACGGCCACUGCGAGUACUCAGGAGAAGGCCAGGUGGAGAUCUAAGGGCCGUUGGUAAUGUUGGAGACCUCAAUACUGCUCAUGUUCGACCAAUGUCGACUGGCUCCAUUACGACAUAUUCCGAUUCUGUCCGAAGCUCAUAUCUUCUUGGUAGUGGGGAUGAUGGCCAAUACGUUGAUGUAGUCAAUAGUGAUUAUGAUGGAACUCAACGCCAUGUAGAGACAUUCUCGUUAGGGGCACUAGCUGAGAUCACGCCCAAAGCUCGUGUAUCCUUCUUCGACACCCAUUCAUCUCAACCUGUGAUGCGUCCGUCUUUCGAAAAGGAAGCUCAGAUGCUUGCCCAAAUUCCAGAUGAUAUCGAUGACGAUGGCGGCGUUGAGUCAGCUCUUCUGAAACUCGAAGGGAAAUUUGAGCAGAGGCAUUCCCACACCCCAGGCGGCGAGCUAUCUGGGAGGUUUGAGAAUGAGGGAAACACCAACAGUUUUGGCGCCAGUCCAUAUGAUGCCCGUAACCUUACUUUGGACGAUGAGGAAGAAGGGAAGCGCAGACAUAGACAACGAAAUGUCGUGGAUUCGACCAUUUUCAACCUAGCCCCAUCUACAUACCAGCCUCAGGAAGCUUCAACGAAGGCGGAACGUAGAACUUUUGCAUACCAGCCAACAGGCGUGUCAAGAACUUCAUCAGUACCAGAGUCAAGUGGUCUCACUGAUUCAUUUUUUGAAGGUUCUUUCCUUGAUGGUGCUUUCAGCGAGAAUGAAAGCUACGAAAGACAUACACGCAAUUGGUCAGAAAGAUCGAUCCUCGAAGGUCCUAAUGAAGGGCGUCAAGGAUCGAUGGAUAAUACUCCGCACUCUUCUCAUCCUGGAUCUUUUGAUUUCAUAACCGAAACGGAAAGCUUGCGAAGAAUGCGCACCGGUGCAAAAGAACAUGUUAGUGAAGGUGGCAAUCAUUCAUUCCUCAACAUUGACAGUGACCUUUCAUCCGAAAUGUCUGUGAUCUCAAAUUCCGAAUAUACUGAAGAGAUAACAAAUACGCCUGCUCCAAACUCCCUUGCUUUGAGACGGGGAGCAGGAGUUAAGGAGAUGCCCCAUUCACCUCAAUCACCACAUCAACCCCCUUCGCCUCCAAUGACCUUGGUGCAGGCAUUGAACAUGUCUCCUAACACCGCGAAUAUUCCUCAGGUCCAUGAUUACCAGCUACAACAAGGGCACUAUUUACCACCAACGCCAGACAUCACCCCUACUAGUGCCCUUGGAUUAGGCGGGUUUGGUAGAGACGCCUUGCGACCCAUCGGUACAAGUGAAGCUUCUCGCAAAACGUCUGUUCACCUGCCAUUUAUUCUUGCAUUUGACUCGAGAAUUCUUGCUCAACAAUUCACUCUCAUUGAGAAAGAUGCCUUGAAUGAAAUUGAUUGGAAGGAUCUCAUCGAAAUGCGCUGGAGAGAUGCUGCCACAGAUACUCGCUCAUGGGUUGACUUCCUACGCUCUUCGGAACCUCGCGGAGUGGAAGUUGUCAUCGCACGGUUCAACAUAAUGGUUAAGUGGGCCGUGUCUGAAAUCGUUCUGACAGGCGAUCUAGAAGAACGAGUUCGAUGCAUCAUCAAGUAUAUUCACAUUGCUGUUAAUUGUCGCAAAUAUCGAAACUUUGCUACAAUGACACAACUCACUGUAGCCCUGACUUCGAAGGAUAUCUCCCGUCUCACCUCAACGUGGGCCCACGUUCCGGCAUCCGAUAUACAAACCCUUAACGAAUUGGAAGAACUUGUAACACCCACGAGUAAUUUUCAUAACUUGAGAGCCGAGAUGGAAGGCUCCGGUGCAGAUCAAGGCUGCAUUCCAUUUGUCGGGAUCUAUACUCACGAUCUCAUCGUCAACUCAGAGCGUCCAAGUCAAUUUGCAAGUACGCCAACAACGGAACCUUUGGUGAACUUUGAGAGAUGUCGAUGCGAUGCCACGAUCAUCAAGAAUCUACUUAGAUUGCUUGAAGCUAGCCAGCUGUAUAGAUUCCUUCCAAUUGAAGGCAUCACCGAAAGGUGUUUAUGGAUGGCAGCACUACGAGACGAAGACAUUGCAAAAUAUGGAAGAUCAAUCCAAAAUUGAUCACUCAGAUUAAUCGUGCCUCUAUCGCACAUCCGAUAAUUUUCAUGGAAACAGGCUGGUUGGUUGUCCAUCCUUUCUCGAUCGACCUAAUCUACGAAACUUUCGAUCAAGUUUCGAAUUCAUCAAAAGAUGGAUAAAACAACAAAUUCUUUGUAAUAACAAAUUCAAAUUUUGGGACCUUUUGUUUAAAAUUUUGUAAUGUGUGUUUCAGCACCGUAUUCGAACUUCAUACCUCUCAUCUUGAGACAGCUUUGAAGGAUUCUUUUCAUGUACUUUCUCUUUUUAUUGGUCCCAAGUUUCUACAAGCCCAGCAUAGCCUGCGCGUCACCACGACGGCUUAACAUAAUAUUUCCUUAUUGCUAUUAAAGUCUGGCUUCGGACUCUUUUUCUACGACCAUGACUGUCACGAUUUAUAUUUCAUUGGUUCGCUGUAUUAUUCUUUUUCCUCUUGCCUACCUUCAUGGAGUGCUAGGCUUUCAAGCGACUUUGUGGUGUUAGGUCGAUAGAUGGACGGGUGUAUGGAGAAGGGGAUUUUGCAGCAAAUGUUUCAGGGAGGCGCUGCUACAGAUUGGCGAGAUUGGAAUGUAAAUGGAAGAGAGG